Messenger RNA from Strongylocentrotus purpuratus (purple sea urchin), 3359 nucleotides. RefSeq names its product sperm-associated antigen 1 (gene spag1). Gene Ontology annotation, cellular component: mitochondrion; cytosol. Gene Ontology annotation, molecular function: heat shock protein binding. NCBI's taxonomy places the organism in Eukaryota, Metazoa, Echinodermata, Echinoidea, Camarodonta, Strongylocentrotidae. The transcript is spliced from 23 exons. The record is from RefSeq and is a predicted model, not a curated record. The coding region runs from base 123 to 3359 and encodes 1078 amino acids.
CUCUGGACGACUCACAAGAUCGCGUAAUUAAGUUACCUCCGAUAUUGCUUUUUUGCACGAGGGAUUGAGCAAGAUCUUCACGUCGCAUGUGAAAGGAUUGUUGUUGGGUGUACAGUAAAAAGAUGGCUAACAUAGAUGCUGCGCAACAGAUACUUGGAACAAGUAGUUCUUCUGACAAAAGAAUUCCCAUAGAACUUUUGGACUAUGACUACAUUGGGAAAUGUACAGAUGCAAAAGAACUGGAGAAGAUCUACAAAAUUCUCAGGUCUGGUACCGAGGGUUACUACCCUGACCUUGUAGACUUCUGUGAGAAAAAGCUAGCAGACAUUGCUCCGAAGAGUAAAUUACUGAGGAAGGAGGUUACCCCAGCUACGGAGUUUGACCUGGGCAAAGAGGAGUGGACAAAGGUCAACAAUGACGUCAAGGAAUGGGCCGAUGACAUUUCCAAGGAGGGGAGCAUAGAUGGAGAAGAGGCCACGGACGAGAACUUACCACCUGUUCGAAAUAGGGGUGUGAUAAACACAGCAGGCAAGAAGAACAAAUCUUCCAAGGAGUGGGGGAAGCCGUCGUCAGAGCGGAUCAAAGGGUCGGACUUCAAACAGUGGGACAAGUAUGAUGCUGAUGAAGAAGAAGCCAAAGUGGAGGACAAGGAUGAAGGCAUGAAAGCUGCCUACGAGAAACUGGCAAGAGCCCGAUCAGCCACAGAGGCCAGAGCGGAAAUUGAUACAAGUGGUAUGUCAGACCGAGAACGAGAAGCUGUGGCAAACAGAGAGAAAGACAAAGGAAACGAGGCAUUCCGUGCCAGUGAUUACCAAGAAGCUAUUCUCUACUAUACCAGGAGUCUAUCUGUGGUAGCUUCUGCUCCUGCGUUCAACAACAGGUCCCUAGCAAGAAUUAAACUAGGAGAGUAUGAAGGAGCAGAGAAAGACUGUACUAAGGUGCUGCAACUAGAGCCUACCAACAUCAAAGCCCUUUUGCGGAGAGGAACAGCCAGGAAAUCUCUGAAGAAUUACGAGUUGGCUCUCAAAGAUCUGCAGGCUGUACUUCAAGUAGAACCCAACAACAAGCAGGCUUUGGACAUGGUGAAUGAUGUUGUGACUAAGAUGGGGAAGGAUAAGACGCAGGUCGGGGACAAGCUUUCGAACGGUGAAACCAAGGAAACCAAAGCCAAGUCUGGAGGCAGGAGACUAGUCAUCCAGGAGGUGGAGAGCGGCGAGGAGGAGGACGAUGAGGAGAAUGGAUCUCGACGCCAAGCAAGCAGUGGCACCAGUGAAACGGACGGUGGCACUUCCAGCAAGUCCAAGAAGCCACCUCCUUCAUCUGAUGCCUCUACUGACCUUGCUCAGGCCAAGAAUGCACCCCAAACAUUGAAAGAGGUACCAACACCGACCCCGCCCAAGCCUGCUCCAUCCCUUCCUGGUGCAGUGGUUUCUCUCAAGGAUGAUGGCAAUGACUUCUUCAAGCAGGGGCAGUAUGGAGAUGCUAAUGAUCGCUACAGCAAAGCCAUCAUGACUCUGGAAAAGGACAGGGAAGUGUACCCCAUGGGAUUGUCAACUCUAUUCAGCAACAGGGCAUCCUGUCAUCUCAAGUCCGGCGAUCCCAAAGCCUGCGUUGAGGACUGCACAUCGGCUCUUGAACUUAACCCCAACAACGUCAAGACGUACUUGAAGAGGGCCCAGGCGUACGAGAUGCUUGAAAAGUACGACUAUGCCUAUGUAGAAUUCAAGACAGCGAUGAACUACGACAUGUACAAUACCAAUGCACAAAAUGGAGCCAGCAGGAUGCUACCCAUUUUGAAGGAUAAGCAUGGGAAGCAAUGGAGAGAGAAAUUACCCUCGGUACCCAAAUUUCCCAGCGUUCCCUGGCCAGCCUAUGUGACCUCUAACCUUGGUUCCUCCACCACCCCCGCCACUUCUACCACCACCACCAUGACAACAGAUUCAGGGACUCACACCGGCUCUGUGUCUACCCCAGCACAGGUGCAGUCCACCAAACCAGCUGCCAAAACCAGUACUGCACAAAUCACACCCCCUGUGGCAGAAGUCCCUUCGUCAUCGUCAUCUACCACCCCUUCUGCUGCAAAGGCCACACCCAGUGCCCAAAAGGGAGCUCCGCCCUCUUCUGAAGGGGGCGUGUCAUCACCCAGGAAGACCACUCCUACCGGCAGUCCUUCCCCUGCAUCACCAUCACAACCGUCACCAGGAGGAGCAGGGCAGAGGAAGAGUGCUCCGGAUAAACCAAAGACGAAGGAUGAGAGGUUCCAGGAAUUCAAGGGUCAGGGCAAUGACCUUGUGAAGCAGGGAAAGUACAGUCCAGCCAUCGGCUGUUAUAGCCGUAGUAUAGAGGUAGACCCUAGCCAGGCUGUCAGCUACUCCAACAGAGCUCUCUGCUAUCUCAAGCUGGACCUGCCAGAAGAUGCAAUCGAGGACUGCAACGAGGCACUGAAGAGGGACCCCAAGGGAAUCAAAGCUCUCUAUCGCAGAGCCCAGGCAAGAAAGAUGUUGGGCAGCUUCCGGGAGAGUGUUAAAGAUCUGAUGGAUCUGCUCAAAAUAGAACCCAACAAUGCACCUGCAAAGAAGGAACUAGACAUUGUGAAAGACGCCUGGAGAAAGGACAUGAGGGAUAAGCAGAACCAGGCAGCUCAGGAGAGCAAGCCGAGCGAAGGAAAAAAGAGUGCAGAGAACGGCGUAAACAAGAAGAAGAAAUCUGGAAAGAGAAUGCAGAUUGAGGAAGAGGAUGCGAGUAGUGAUGAAGAUAAGGAGCCAGUAUCCACAAAAAACAAAGCUCACACAACCUCUCAACCAGGAAGUCACUCUGAGGGGAGAGCAAAGUCGGCAACCUCAUCACCAGCAACUGAGAAGGGAGUUGCAGACACAGGCAAGAAAGAGAACAGGAAGAAGGAUUCUACUGCUGCGGAGGAAAAGGGGAGAAGUUUGACAAGCCAUCGUCUUCAAAAGUUGCCAAUGGUGUGCCAGCUCAAAAAAAGGUUAAUGACCGCCUAUGAAUUCAUGCAAGAAUGGACAUCACUCAAGAAGAGGAAGAACGUAGAGGGCCAUGCCAGACUCUUGAAGCAAGUCCAGCCGCAUGAUAUUCCAAAGGUUCUGAGCAACAAGCUUGAUGGAGAGAUGUUGACCAAGAUCUUGAGUGCGUCUGCCAACCACCUAGUGGAAGAAGACCCUGCCUUCACGUACCAGCUCCUCAACAAGCUACGAUGUGUAGAUCGCUUCAAGACCAUCGCCAUGUUCCUCACCAAAAUGGAUAAAGACAACAUGCAAAGAUGCAUGAACAUGAUCUCAUCAAAGCCAGAGGUAUGCAAGGAAGAGGAUCUCAAGAAGCUAAGGAAAGCCUACCAGAUAUAG